This is a messenger RNA of Candidula unifasciata, 170 nucleotides long. NCBI's taxonomy places the organism in Eukaryota, Metazoa, Mollusca, Gastropoda, Stylommatophora, Geomitridae. The record is from the annotation of a GenBank genome assembly.
UCCCCAAGGCAAUAUGUCAUACAGGAUUGUGCUGCAGUUACAUGUGACAACCUUCAGCACUAUAUCAGAGACGUCAAUUUUAGAAACCCUCAACAAUGAUGUUUAUAACUUGACUAAUGCUUCCCACCUGUACAAACCCUACCGUGUCACAGUGACCCCAUAUUUUGAAG